GAUGCCUUCGAAAUCAUUGUAGAGGAUGUAUUUUGUCCAGUUUUUAGUAAAGAAUAUAUGGGCUUGUGUGAAAUGCUAGAUGAACCUAUCUUACUGGGUCCUGCUAUUAGAAUGUUUGGAUUUAAGACUUGUCCACCACCUGUUGGUGUUUAUGGAAAUCAAGGCCUUGAAAUACCAAUGGAAUCAUUGCCAGAUGAAUUUAUAUCUAAUAAAUAUCUAGUAGUCUUAGAAUUACUAUACGAGGACGAGAAAUUAGUCGUAUUAAAUAUAUACUCUAAUUUUCAAUAA
This is a messenger RNA of Cotesia congregata, 288 nucleotides long. Lineage: Eukaryota; Metazoa; Arthropoda; Insecta; Hymenoptera; Braconidae. The record is from the annotation of a GenBank genome assembly.